AUGGAUCCACAACUGGCCGCCAUGGAGACCUCGUCGCCGUAUGGAGAAUCAACCGCCGUUCCACCCCAAGCCGAAGUAGACGACUUUUUACGUAUGUCCUAUCCAUCCAUCCAUCCGUCACAGCGUACAACCUCCUCCCACACCCUUUUCCCCUGCCCAAGGCUGACCAUUGUGGGUAUCGCGACAGGGAAGAAACGAAAGGCGCGAGAGCACAAGGCUUGUUAUCCGUGUCGCCAGCGCAAAGUGAAGUAAGCCGUCACCGGCAAAGACCAUUUCCUCAUCGAGCAAAGGCCCUGACGUUGAACAGAUGCGAUCUAUCGCGACCCUGUCAGACAUGUCGUGAUCGCGACCAUCCAGAAUUGUGUUCAUACCAUCCGCCAAAUAAGAGGCACAAUGUCGAGGGUCAGCCCCCAGCGCCUGUCGUCAAAAUGGGCGACGACCCUGCGCAUGCGACUUCCGCACCUGGCUCCAGCUUCGUGACGCUCGGGAGAAGUGAAUUCGACCUGCUCUGCCGCAAGCUCAACGGCCUUGAGAAUUCGAUUGCGGAGUUGAAGCGUGAGAUCAGGCGCAAUCAGGACCAGAACGGGAACCACGACAGUGAUGGUGGCACGAGCAGUGACGGUCCUCGCGCCCAGACACACUACGAUGUUCAUGGUCUUCAUACAAAGAACGAAUCGGUAUGUCUUGGUAUCUUGCGCUGAAGGUCCCAAUGCUGACCUUGGGUCCCAGGGAGAGAUUGUGCAUCUUGGUGGAGGCUCCGUCCCCGCAAUGCUCUACGCUCUGAGCCAAGGCCAAGCACCCACGGGCCAGGAACAGGCGCAGCUACAGGAAUUCUUGGGCAGAUCAGUCCUGCCUCUCUUCGGGCUCGACAACGAAUCUGCCACCUACCCUUUCGUGGACUUGUGGGGCCUGCCGCAUGGGUCUCUCCAACGCGCGCGAGAGCUUGCCAAGGCUCUUCCUAGUGAUGCCCAGAUGCUCAACCUGUUCCGCAGCUACCAGACCAUGGGAUACAUCAUCUACCCUGGCAUCGCCGACCUGGACCAACUGGAGGCAGAUUUGACGAGUUUUCUCAUGGCCCGCUCCUCUAUCGCGGAUCCCGAUGACGGUGUGACGGAACAGACCAUAUACGGCAAGAGCUACUACUGGCUUGGCAUGGUGUUCGCGGUGCUUGCCAGUGGAGCUCAGUGCAGUGCCUUGACGAGAAAGGAACGAGAACUGACCUCGCAAGUCUAUGGUCAGUCGCUCGAUCGGACUGGGUGCGAGGCACGCUGACCUUCUACAGUGUGCUGCGGUUUCGAAUGCCUUCGCUUUACAAACUUCCUUGCACAGCCCCACGUGGAGAGCAUCCAGGCGCUCCUGAUCAUCGGACAUGUCAUGACAAACAAUAUGGUACGCUCUGUCCUCGGUGCGCCGUCCGAUCCAGUACCUAAUCUCGCGCAGAAUGCGGGCACUGCGUGGUCUCUACUGGGCUUGACAAUAAGACUUGCUCAAGGCCUGGGGCUGCACCAGGCGUGUCCACCUCACAUCCCCAGAGAAGCCGUCUUCCCGCGAUCAAAGGUUUGGUGGGCAGUCAUCUGGCAGGACAGUCUGCUGUCCAUCACAUACGAUCGCAACGCAGCGCUCGAUGUCAACAUCAGCACUAUGCCGAUGCCUCAGCAUUACGGUCCAGUCGGCUCAUACCACGCUUCCAUGUACCGGAUCUGCAAAGUUGGCCUGGAUAUUGUGAAAGAUCGGGCCAAGAUGGGCAGCUCGCGAGAGCAGGUUGCCAGGAUCAAUCAGCUUCGGGAAGAGAUUUCUAGCAUCAUGCGGGAUGCCAAUGAGCAUCUUCGCGAUUCGAGAAUGUGCCAGACGAGCCAGGAGACCUUGGAACACUGGGCGCUCUACUUGCACACCAGCUACGCGAUGAGCGAGCUCUGUCGACCUGCCAUCAGCCCCAGAACUUCAAGCGAGGUCAUCAAGUCGUUCCGUCAGGUCUGCGUGGAGAAUUUGGUCAACGUCGUUGAGUCCUUCUUGGGUCUCAACAACAUCACCUUCUUCGCAAGACAAUCGUGGGCUGCAGUACAUCGCGCUCUCAGCUCCGCGCUGCUCCUCGGUAUUCUCGGCGAACACACACGGAACGAUCGAGCACGCGCUCUCAUCGCUCGCUUCAUCGCGCUCAUGGCGGACAUCACUUCGACCGUUGACCCCACGGAGAUCUCUGCCCCUGUCCAGCGUGGUAAGUGCUUGCUUCCCUCAGACCUUACCACCGAACCGUCCUAGAAGAAAAACACCUGCUCACAGUUCUCAGGCAUUCACGCCCUCCGAAAUCUCAACCUCGAAGAUCCCCCUCGAAGCACCAGCUUCGCCGAAUCCAACAGUGCUCCCCCUCCACCUCCACCUCCUCCUGCUGCCGACGGAGCACCGGCAGAGAGCAUGGUCAAACUCGACCCCAGCCAGAUGUUCACCCCUUCGAAUUCGGAAACCACGGGCACGGCGGAAGAGGAAUAUUCGCCUUAUUCGGUCCUCAACAGUAUUCUCUGGGGAAACAAUGGUGCGGCGACCCCGAAUGAUAUCAUCUAA
Messenger RNA from Lecanosticta acicola, 2559 nucleotides. The record is from the annotation of a GenBank genome assembly. Lineage: Eukaryota; Fungi; Ascomycota; Dothideomycetes; Mycosphaerellales; Mycosphaerellaceae.